Messenger RNA from Pocillopora meandrina, 4986 nucleotides. Lineage: Eukaryota; Metazoa; Cnidaria; Anthozoa; Scleractinia; Pocilloporidae. The record is from the annotation of a GenBank genome assembly.
AUGUCAGAACAUGACAAACAGUUAGAAAGUUUCUUCGCGAAAAAGGAGAAGGGAAAGAAGUCCAAAGGAAAGAGCAAAUUUACAACAAGUGAUGCUAUUACGAAGCAAGUUGGAAGCACUCAGAAGGAACCAGACGGUCGAUCGAAAGAUCAACCAAGUAAGAAGGCUUCUGGAGUGACACCGGCGCCUUCUAACACGGUAUGAAUGCACGUACGUUCAAGGCAUUCUAAAACUUCGUCGAAACGUUCACCAAUCAUUCUCGGUCGGCUUAUCGAUCGAGUCACGUGUAUUUUUUUUCUUGUUAAGUCCUAAAAAUGGCCUAAAAAUGGUAUUCGUCAUUCUUGUAACAGUUAUAUUACACUACACUUUUUUUUGUAUUUUCCUAGAAGUAAGCCAAUUAACCCACGUUCAUAUUCCUCGUCCAAGUCUUUUUUAGUUCGACGUUAAUCUCUUUUAGUGUGAUGGUGCGCUUUUUUAUAAACCAGUGGAGGAAGAAGAAAGAGAGCUGGCAACAGCUAGCUGCAACAUGCAGAUAUAGCCUUGGUCUUGAAGGAAUCUUCAAUCCUUCCGUCUAUAACUUUUUCUUAAUUAUCCUGUAUCUUUUUUUUGGAAAGCCAAAUUUAUUUUUUUUUAAAUUGCUGAUGAAUAACCUUACCAAAAUACCCGUUUUCUAUGCUAGUGACUGAGCUGACCGUUUUCGUUCUCUAAGUUUUUGUCAGUUUAUACAUAUAUAUAUACAUAUACUUGGAUACUUCUCCUCUCACCUCUCAUUGGUUUGUUUCAUCAAUGAAUGUUAUUUUUCCAAUUGGUUUUCCUUUCUGAACAAUUAUGAUAUUAUAUAUCUUAUAUGCCUGAACAAUAAUAUAAGAGGUGGUGAUGCUAUCAUGAAAAAUCGCAAGUCUGCAAUUUUUUUUUGUGUUUUCCAAAAUCUCACCAGGGAGCCUUUUUUUUUUUGCACUUCUCUCAAAGUUCUUAGGUGUGACAUUUUUCUUAAGAUCAAGGGUCUAGAGCUGGAGUUACUCAUAGAGUUGCUCUAUGGAUCUUGUACAUGAAAAACCUUUUGCAAUGUUGAAGCUUACAUAUAGCAGUGCAAGUGCAAAAGUGGGUAGUGAAAAAACCUAAGCAUAUUAUUUACUUAAGCACAUUAUUUUCACCAAUAGCAACUUGCUAAAGCUUACUGAGUUAAGAAGGGUAGGUAAGAGGGAGUUUUUUAUCUGUUGUGCAAUCUCUGUUUGAAAUCUUUAAACAGGGGUCUCCACAAGUUUUAAGGCUCUGAUUUUUUUUCUUUUGUGGCCCAUUUGCAUGCUGAAAUAAAGUUGUAGUUUGUCUUUCUACUUUAUAUUACAUCAAACUUAUUGAGGAAAAACUGAUUUCAAAAUCUCAUCCUAUCAUGGGUGGCUUAGGAGGCUGACAAAAGCCUAUCAAUAAAUGAUGGAUAAUUUCCAAGUAUCAUUCUUCAUACAGAAAGAGGAGGAGUGGAUUGACUUUCAGGAACCAGAAGAGAAAGAUUACUCAGGGCUAAGGAUACAGUCAUUACAGAUUGGGUGAGUUGUCAGGGCUGUGAUAACCUGUAUUUGACCUCUCAUAUUAGAUGAUUGUGUAAGGAUCAUGUCAAGACACUAAAAAAUCUCUUAGUCUGGUGGGAGGAUUCCAAUUAUUUUAGUUUUUACCAAGUGAGAAAUUUGUCCUAAAAAAUCAAAUCAAGUCAUUUUAUUAUCGUUAAAUUUUUUUAGUUUAAGUUUGGAGAUUAAGUGUAUUUCUAUGCGAAUGUUAUUUUUUCAAGUGAUGAAGCUGUUGUUAUCAUAACAGCAACAAGCAUGGUAAUGAUAUUGAUGAUGAUAAUAAUACUUAUAAGAAUGAUGAUCAUAAGCUCUAUUUAAAUUGUUUUGCUUCAAAGAGAGAAUGCUGAAGGUGAAGGAUCAGAGAGUAAUGAACAAGAAGAUGAAGAUGAUGAAGGUAUGGAAUUACAUUGUCCCAGUGUAAAACAUUCUAUGGAUAGUUAAGGAGAUCAAUGUUAGUUUUCUUCUUUACAAUGGAGCAGAAACACUCCAGAAACUGGGAUAAGCUACAGAUGCUGUGUGAUAGAGUACUCCUAGCUAAACUCUUUUCAAAGUUUCUAUUUGAUGACCUAAAUUAUGAAAUAGUGGCCAGAAAUAAAAUUUCAGUCACCAUUGCUUUUGGCAGUUCAUCCAAUAUCUCAAGGCUUAAUAUCCAGACAACUAGAGGCAAUAUUAAAAAGAGAAAAUAUUGGAGAUUUAUUUAAAGUGUUGUAUGCAACUGUUUAUCCCACUCUAAAUGAAGGACAAAGACAUUAAUUGAUGAAGAUGCAGCAACAAGCUGUAGGACUGAGGACUGUUUGCUAGUCUUGUAUGUAGACCCCCCUCUUAUUUUCUGGAGAGGGAAAAGUAUGUAAGCAGUUAGUUUCAAAUUUGACUAGAAGGCUUGGUUGAUGCAUGAAUUAAUGUUUUUUGUAAAAUUGACCCAAAUAGUUGUAAGCUGUAUCUUGGUUAUUGUCAUUUUGUAAACACUUCUCAUGCUUAUCUCCAGGAGACUCAUCGGUAAGGAAAGACAAAACUGCAGGACCAUGGCAGCAGCUUUCCACAGCACCCCAAGGCACUGCUGGUAAUUCCAUCUUUCAAUAAGAUAGGGAGCGGGGGACCAUGGUUUGUGAAAGGUUCCAGUUUGAUUAAACACACCAAUUUGUACUUGAUAUAUUUAUUUUUGUUUGUUUGUUGGUUUAUCCACAGCUUCUCAGGCCUCAGAGGAGUCUAAGCCAGUAGGGGCUUACAGACCACCAGCUUAUAGAGCCCCUGGUAGAAGGGCACCAGUUUCUGCAGGCCGAAAGAUGCCUGAAAUUGACAGUGAAAUUGCUUUCCCCUCAUUGUCAGCAGCCAUGGCAUCAAAUGAUAAAAAGUUAGUUGGUAUCAUUUCAGAUUUAUUUUUAUAAAUUGUAAUCAUUAUGCAUCAUGAGACAGUUUUAAGACUUUUUGAGUUACUGUUCAAAUGAGAUGUACUCUACCGUUCUCUAUUCAUUGCAAGCUGCAUUGUCUUUCAAAUACAUUUUUUAUCUUGUUUUCAGUAGCAAGGAGACUAAUGAUGGGAAAAGUUUUGAGACUGUGAAGCAUGGAUCACGAACACUUGAGAAUUUAGCAGACAGGGGACCACAGCUUGAUCUGGGAAAUAAGUUUGAUGCACUGAGAAGAAGCUAGGGUCGAUUGCUACUUAAUUACACAAUUACAAAGCAAAUACGAACUGGAUGUUAAAGAAAGAGUGGAAUCCACUCAUUUACUUGACCUCAAUUUCAAUUUAAAAGCUGCAAGUUCUGCAAAGUCAAUUCUGGGUUAACUGUGGUUUGCUUGCUCAGUCAAGGGAUCAAAUUCUAUUUUAAAUACUUUGGAGUGUCUUUGAUUUACCCUUUUACUCAAAAAAUCUAAAUAUCAAUUACUGUCACUAUCUGUUCACACUCUAAUUAUACGCGUCCUCUCCAACUUGCUGCAAAAUUAAACAACGUCCCUUAGAAAAUAAUUUUCUUUGCUGUUCAUCUUGUAAAUGUAAUGAUGUUGAGAAGAGAAAUUCGUUAUUGAUCAAGUUUGGGCUUGAAGGGAUUAACAAGUAUGGUAAAGUGGUUAGAGCAAAUUGCAGUUCUUAUAAGCUUGUCAUGGCUAUGUGGCAAUCAAGACUGUUGAUGGCAGAAAAUAUUGGUGUUUGUUCCCUUUACUGUAUUUUGAGACUUUCACAAGGGAAAAGUCAUUUCACUUUAAGUUAAUAACUUAACCACGCCCAGUUGUUCAAAGCUGGGUUACGAUAACCUAGGGUUAAUGUGAAAUUUGAUUUCAGAUCCGGUAGCUUUAAAAGAAAAUUUGGGUUAUGGUAAUCCAAUUUUUCUACAAUUUGAUGACUGAAUACACUAAAAAGAAUUGGGAAAACUAUCCCAAAAUAGCUUUGAACAGAAGAAAUGUAGAAAUCUGGAGUAAAAUUUAACCUUAGGUUAGCGCUAAUUGGCCGUCGAACAACUGGGUCCUGAAGUCAUCUUUUAAAAUCUGGUUUUGUUGGGUUUGACUUACAUGAACUUGAAAAUGAAUUAUUUGUCUUUCAGCGAGCUAAACACUGAAACCUUAGAAGGUUGCUUCUUCCAAACGAUAUUUAAAUAAUAUUUUUGUGCUGAAGAACAUUUAAGAAAUAUGUCAUUUUGUAGUGCCUAUGUCGACAAUUAUCUUGAGGUAAUACUGACUGUGCUCAACCUACAUUAGUACAGCCUAGUUUAUUUUAUGUGUGAUACAUUAGGAGAUAAAAGCAAAUCGCUUGUCAAACAAGUCAGCACCGAGGGCAUACCACUGUAUAAUGUGAUGAUGUUCUUGGUAACCAAACGGGAGAACCUCUCAACACCAAAUGAAAUGCAUCUUAGACUACUUGAUGCAUUUUAGCGAUAUAUCUGAAGUGUGAUUGAUAUGAGUUCGACUAUGCAAUUUUAUUUAGGUUUUCUUUAUUUUUUUUUUGAUAUUGUUUUUGUUAAUGUUCAACUCCUUGGAACAUUGCCACAUUCAAAAUCUUUCCCAGCCAAAUUCAGAAUUAGGCUUAAACAAUCUGGGUCAGAUCAUUCACUACGUCAGAAAGUUUUUCGAACUCAAUUGACGAGGAAGGGAGUUACCCUUGUAUAAUUGAUGUGGUUUCAUCAAUCAACUAAACAACAACAGUUUGCGUAUCAGCCAACUUUGUUCUUUUAGUUGCCUGGCGUGAAUAAAUAGCUAUAGUUUCUCUUUAACUCUUGUGUUCAUUAAGUACCGUAUUUAAUGGAUUGAACGACGCGCUCGAAUAGACGCCGCAUUUUAGAGCAGAAAUAUUACUAAACGCCGCCCUCGAAUAAACGCCGCAUCAUGAUGCGGCGUUUAUUCGAAUACUAGACUCGUAAAGCACACAGCGAUCAUUGCUUCGAUCGCAGUUGGAAAUUUUGAGUGAACCAGACACAAAUCCUUUUGAAUGUACCAG